UUUCCUGGAUCUGGUGAUAUGGUGUUUCAGACCUCGACUGGCUCUGAAGCAGAAUGUGAAGACAUCAAUGAGUGUUUAGAUCCAGAUGUUUGUGGCAGAAAUGCAGACUGUUCCAAUCAUCCAGGCAGCUACAGCUGCAAAUGUCACCAGGGUUACAGUAAUUAUGGCAACAACCAGUCUAAAUGCUUCAAAAUGGACUGUGAUCAGUUUAAACCUGAGUCUGAUGCAGACCACACACCGGAGAAGUUAAAGCAUUUGAUGUCACUGUUGAAGAACAGCUGUGAGUCUCUGAAUGAUCCACGCGGAGAACAUUCCACUGGAGAGAAAUUACUGGAGAUUGUGUGCAAUUCCACCAAUGAGCUGCUGUCUGAAGGAAACAUUGCUGAUAGUGAGACACUGAAUCAGUUUCUGGACACGGUGGAGAACAGCAUGCAUCUGAUUGGACCUCAGCUGAAAGAGCCUGUGACCAGGAUGGAGACACACAACACCUUUGCUGAGGUUGCAGUCAUGCGGGGUCAGACUCCGCCCAGUGGGCGUGUCACUCUGAGUACAGACUCCGCCCUCUUCAGCACCAGCUGGGAAACAGUUGUAGGCAAAUCAUAUCCAGGUUUUGCGUUCGCGGCUCUGGUCAGUUAUAAAGAUCUGAACUCAUCCAGUGAUCUGCUCCACAAGAUGAGCAAUGAGAGAUCAGACGAUAAAGAGACAAGUGUCACUUAUCAACUCAACUCUAAAGUGGUGACAGCCGUCGUCAGUAAUGCAGAAACCAAGCAGCUGUCAGAGUCGGUGACGCUCGUCUUUAGACACGUGGAGGAGAGGGUGGAGUCUGAGGGCGUGGCUUACUCCUGUGUGUACUGGGUUGAGGCUGAGGGGGUGUGGUCUGAGGAGGGCUGUUCAACACAAUACCUUACACAACGUGUGUUUCUCUCUCAGGUAGCGUGUGGGAUUGUGGCCGGUCUGCUUCAUUUCUUCUUCUUGUCUGCGUUCUGCUGGAUGCUGCUGGAGGGGGUUCAGCUCUACCGGAUGGUUGUGCUGGUGUUUCACACCACAUUAAAACAUCUCUGCAUGUAUUUGGUGGGAUACGGAGUCCCUCUCAUCAUCGUCACCAUCUCUGCCAUCGCCUUCCCAGCAGGAUAUGGGACCAGUAGACACUGCUGGCUCUCUCUUGAUCGCUAUUUCAUCUUGAGUUUUUUCGCACCCAUCUGCAUCAUUGUGAUCCUCAAUGGUUUUGUCUUCAUCAUCACUGUGUGGAAACUGGCUAAAAAGUUCUCCAGUCUCAAUCCAGACCUCUCCAAACUCAACCAGAUCAGGAGUUUCACGGUGACCGCCGUGGCUCAGUUGUGUGUUCUCGGAGGAACGUGGGUCUUCGGCUUCUUCCUCUUCCAGGAGGAUGGGACUGAAGUCAUGUUGUACCUCUUCAUCAUCCUCAACACUCUCCAGGGGGCGCUCAUCUUCAUCAUGCCCUGCCUGCUGUCCAAACAGGUCAGGAUGGAGUAUUACAAUCUGUUUGUCCGAAUGUGUCCACACAAGAAGAAACCCAAACGCAGAACCAGUACCAGCCAGACCAACAGCAGUCAGAAACCUCUGCAGAGCGACGAAAGCAAAGCAGAGUCACAGAUGUAAAGCACUUGUCAUGUGCUCAUGGAUUUGUAGAAACUCUUCAACACAAGACACAUAGAGACUUUCUGUGUCAAAUGAAGUCUUUUCACAAGCUUUAAUUCAACAGUACACUUUCACAGUCAUCAUCUGAUGAAUACUGCUGAUGCUUGUUCAUCACACGGGAUAUGCAUCCUCUGUUACUGGAGACGGAG
Carassius carassius (crucian carp) is the source of this 1808-nucleotide messenger RNA. RefSeq names its product adhesion G protein-coupled receptor E2-like. Gene Ontology annotation, cellular component: membrane. Gene Ontology annotation, biological process: cell surface receptor signaling pathway; adenylate cyclase-activating G protein-coupled receptor signaling pathway. NCBI's taxonomy places the organism in Eukaryota, Metazoa, Chordata, Actinopteri, Cypriniformes, Cyprinidae. The record is from RefSeq and is a predicted model, not a curated record. The transcript has 13 exons. Bases 19 to 1620 code for a protein of 533 amino acids. Gene Ontology annotation, molecular function: calcium ion binding; G protein-coupled receptor activity.